GGGCGGCGCCUGGCUGGCCACCGCCUCCCCCUUGGCGUCCGCGCAGCCGGGUCUUUGUCCGCCGGCCCCGCGGCCGCCCGCGCUUUGUUCCCGGCGCCCGUCUCCCGCCGGCCGGGGCGCGCCGCCGAGCAGCCCCCCGCGUCGCGCUGGCGUCGUCCUCGUCCCCCUCGCCGCCCCCCGCGCGCGGCCGGGCCUUGCCCCCCAUGGUCUCCCGGCCGGAGCCGGAGAGCGAGGCCAUGGACGCGGAGCUGGUGGUGACGCCGCCGGGCUGUUCGCACCUGAGCAGCUUCAAGGUGGACAACUGGAAGCAGAACCUGCGGGCCAUCUACCAGUGCUUCGUGUGGAGCGGCACGGCGGAGGCCCGCAAGCGCAAGGCAAAGUCGUGUGUGUGUCACGUCUGUGGUGUCCACCUGAACAGGCUCCACUCCUGCCUGCACUGCGUCUUCUUUGGCUGUUUCACAAAGAAACAUAUUCACGAGCAUGCGAAGUCCAAGCGGCACAACCUGGCCAUAGAUCUCAUGUAUGGAGGGAUCUACUGCUUUUUGUGUCAGGACUACAUAUACGACAAAGACAUGGAAAUCAUUGCCAAAGAGGAACAGCGGAAGGCUUGGAAAAUGCAAGGCGUUGGGGAGAAGUUUUCAACUUGGGAACCAACCAAACGGGAGCUUGAACUGCUGAAACACAACCCGAAAAGGCGAAAGAUCACCUCUAACUGCACCAUAGGUCUGCGGGGGCUGAUCAACCUUGGAAACACGUGCUUCAUGAACUGCAUCGUCCAGGCUCUCACCCACACGCCGCUCCUGCGGGACUUCUUCCUCUCUGACAGGCACCGGUGUGAAAUGCAGAGCCCCAGCUCGUGUCUGGUGUGCGAGAUGUCCUCGCUUUUUCAGGAGUUUUACUCUGGGCACCGGUCCCCCCACAUCCCGUACAAGCUGCUGCACCUGGUGUGGACUCACGCCCGGCACCUGGCGGGGUACGAGCAGCAGGACGCCCACGAAUUCCUCAUCGCGGCGCUGGACGUCCUGCACCGGCACUGCAAAGGUGAUGACAACGGGAAGAAGGCCAACAACCCCAACCACUGCAACUGCAUCAUAGACCAGAUCUUCACGGGCGGACUGCAGUCGGACGUCACCUGCCAAGUCUGCCAUGGAGUCUCCACCACCAUUGACCCCUUCUGGGACAUCAGUUUAGACCUGCCUGGCUCUUCCACCCCGUUCUGGCCCCUGAGCCCAGGCAGCGAGGGCAGCGUGGUGAAUGGGGAAAGCCACGUAGCGGGAACCACUACGCUCACGGACUGCUUGCGAAGAUUCACGAGACCAGAGCACUUAGGAAGCAGCGCCAAGAUCAAGUGUAGCGGCUGCCAUAGCUACCAGGAGUCCACUAAGCAGCUCACCAUGAAGAAACUGCCCAUCGUAGCCUGCUUUCAUCUCAAACGAUUUGAACACUCGGCCAAACUGAGGAGGAAGAUCACCACCUAUGUGUCCUUUCCCCUGGAACUGGACAUGACCCCCUUCAUGGCGUCCAGCAAAGAGAGCAGGAUGAACGGACAGUACCAGCAGCCAACGGAUAGUCUCAAUAAUGACAAUAAGUACUCCCUCUUUGCGGUAGUUAACCACCAAGGGACCUUGGAGAGCGGCCACUACACCAGCUUCAUCCGGCAGCACAAGGAUCAGUGGUUCAAAUGUGACGAUGCCAUCAUCACCAAGGCCAGCAUCGAGGACGUGCUGGACAGCGAGGGGUACCUGCUGUUCUACCACAAACAGUUCCUGGAAUACGAGUAGCCUUAUCUGCGGCCGGACGGGAGAGAUGAGGGCGAUGAGUUGGCAGAGCCUCACAGAACGGUCCCCGUCCUCCCCGACUGCAUGACGCCACCUCCCCCCACGGAAGUGCCCCCAAGAGCGCCGGCUUCCUCCGUGGCCUGGGCCCAGCGGCAGCCCGGGUCGGUGCCUGGGGGGUCGUGGCGUUCGCUGCGCUCGGAAGGAGGCCCCGGGGACCGCGCCACGGAAGCAUUUAAAGGCGGGUGUGCUCUGCGUGGGCGGGGGCAGAGUGGACGCGUCCCUGGUGUCUCCUGUGCUCCUCAAGAAAAUGUGCGGGGGCCGGGGUGGGGGGGGGGGUCCAUUUUUAAAUCAUGGGUCCAUUAAAGCAGGAAAGUAGAGGAGCCAAAGACACUGCGUGAGGACAAAGGACUUUGCAAGUACCUUUCUCUCUGUGAGUUUAGUAUUAAGUAUAUAUAUAGUGUGGAACUCUUAGCCGCCGUCUUGUCAGCAGAUACAGAGAACCCUCCCCCCCCCCCCCCCCCAGAGCCUGUGGAACCGAAGACACUCCCUGGGGUCUCCAGGCACAUCUGUUCCGCAGAUAACUUAGCAUCAAACUGCAUGUGGAAGCGUCAGCCCAGGUGUUCUCUCUUGGUUUUUUUUUUUUUUUUUUUUUUUUUUUUUUUUAGAAAUAGGCACUUUCUAAUCCUCCCUCCCCUUUUCUCUCUUUUUCCACGAUGGUGACUUUCAUAAACGUAAUGGUAGUAACGUGAAUGAAUUACUGGAUUUAUACUGAAGUUGAGGUCGUUUUCCUUUAUUCUCUCGAGAGUGAAUCUUGCUUCUGAAUCGGGGCCGAUUUUGUUGCUUCCCCUCCGCCCUUCCCUCCGGAAGUGUCCGUGUCCUGGUUUUAACCAGGCAGGCGCAGCAGAGGAGAAUCAGGCUGCAGCUAAGUGUCUCUGUCAUAUCAAUCUGUUGAGUAAAUGAAGUGUCUUCAGUGGCUUCUUCGUUUCCCUUCCUCAUGCUUCGUCCUGUCGCCGCGUGGCGGCUCCCGUGGGGGACUGAAGCGGGAGUGGCCCCCGGUGGGGCCUGCUUUCGUUGCCGUGUGCCUCUGCUCUGCAUUUGGUGUAGUUUGAAUGGUAGCAGGGAGAAAAUGGCUUUGUGGUCGAGCUGGUGGGGAGAGGGAGGAGCCGCUUGAGGAGAUGGAAACACUUUGCAUUGUUCCUUGUGAGAUACCUUGCAUGCAUCUGUCUGUCCAAACCCAAGCUUAGAUUGUCCGCUUCUGAGAACUUACCAACCCAGAGAUGUGGGGGAGGAAAUGCUGCUUUAGCAUAUGAUUCGUGCAACAAGCAGUGCUUGUCCCGGGAGCCUGGUCUGCAUCUGAACUGUGGAAUGUUCUUUCCUGGAGAGGAGGAGAAUCCUGUUUCAGGCUCAGCACGCCGUUUCGUAAAGAGCCAGGUGGUAAAUAUUUCAGGCUUUGUGGGCCAAGUGGUCUCUGCCAUAGGUAAUACAUAAAGACGUGAGUGUGGCUGCGUUCCAGGAAACCUUCCCGUGGACGCUGACAUUGGACAGUUUUCACACGUCAUGAAAUUUCUUUUCCUGCUACAUAAAAAUGUACAAACUGUUCUUAGCCGGCAGGCCGUGCGGAAACAGCGGACCACGUCUGGCUCAUUAGCCUAGUCAAUUUAGGAAGUGGUAGCAGCAGCAGGAGUGGAGUAGUUACUGCUCAGCGUGGAAGACGCUAGAAUACGUGAAACAGCAGUCAUCUGCUGCAGCAGCAUCACACGUGACGAACUCCCUAGUGAUGCAGUUUUUAAAGCACUUGCUCAGUUCAUUCUCAUUUUAGGAAUAAGUGUUUGAAGAUAGCAGGCGUCAUCAGAAAUACGGAUGGGUGCAGAUUUCCAGAAAUGGCCACGUGUGCUGAGUCUGUGUGUGUGUGUGUGUGAGAGAGAGAGAGAGAGAGGCCGGCUGUGUUGUGAAGAUGUCUUUUGGGGAGAGCCGUUGCCCGUUAAUAAGGAGCACCCUGGGAGAAGAGCUGACUUGGCCUGCAGGGUUCCGAGCCAUGUGCUUUGCUGCCUUGUGGCCUGGCUUUCCUGGAUUGUUCGGGGUUUUCUGGCAGGUUCCCUGUGGUCUGGCCAGCCCUGCUUCCCCCGUCUGUCGCUGCUCGUGUCAGGAGCUCGGCUGCUCCAAGAACAGGAGGACUGGGGACAGACAGGCCACGUUAAUCUUUUGUAGACAUCAAAUGCUUAUACCCAAAUGAAUCCUCUGCCUUCCCUUUGGCCCUGGCGCUCUCUGCCUGUGCCGGGAAGCCCCCCUGUGGCAGGAAGAACUGGCCAAGCUGUUACCGCAGGGGUUGCCCUCUCCCCGUGCUGCCAGCAGGGCAUCCUGCCGUCGGCGUUUUCGUGUGGAUGCGCCACGUUAGGAACAAAAUCCUCCGUGACGGACCUGGGAAUUUUUCCUUUUGCUCCCGAUCCAGCUGUGAAAUCCCAGAAAAUGGCUUUCUCAUGUCCUAGUGACCACCCCUGUAUAGGUGUUCAGGUCAUUACCAAGUGCGUCUGACACUAAGGGAUCGCUGGGUGACCUCCCCCCCGCACCCCCCCCCCGCGCCCCCACCAGCGUUUUUAAAACACCCUGCCUUUCUGAGAUGUUGGCGAUCAUUUCCAUGCUCCACGGUGAGACCAGCUUUCCGUCUUCAGAGUCUGCUGUGCGUGCUGAGCAGUGUCCGGGCCGGGGCAGCGGGGUGGGCGGCCCGAGCGGCCGGGCCUCUGCUGCAGGGCGAAGGACAGUCUGGGGUCUCCUUCCUGCGGCAGCGCCCCCGCCCCCACGACACGUCGCCCCGUGCUGUCGUAGCUUGGCUUGGUGUGUCUGCUCUCACCGGGUAGAAUGGCCAUUCUUUUGACGAUUCAAGUGACUGUUUCAUUUACUAUAACCUUGAAAAUGAAAAUCGUGAGAAAAAGAUUCCAAUGAUCGUGCUGUGGAUUUUAUUACCAAGAUGUUUACACCCCCCUCUUACCUGUCAUUUUAAGGAACUGUCGACCCUUCUACCUUAAUGGCUUGUAGUCUUUCCUAUGUCAUAAUAAAGCUACAUUUUCUUCCGAAA
This is a messenger RNA of Felis catus (domestic cat), 4851 nucleotides long. RefSeq names its product ubiquitin specific peptidase 22 (gene USP22). The transcript is spliced from 13 exons. The coding region runs from base 204 to 1781 and encodes 525 amino acids. Gene Ontology annotation, biological process: protein deubiquitination. Gene Ontology annotation, molecular function: cysteine-type deubiquitinase activity; zinc ion binding. The record is from RefSeq and is a predicted model, not a curated record. Lineage: Eukaryota; Metazoa; Chordata; Mammalia; Carnivora; Felidae.